Durotheca rogersii is the source of this 756-nucleotide messenger RNA. RefSeq lists its product as uncharacterized. NCBI's taxonomy places the organism in Eukaryota, Fungi, Ascomycota, Sordariomycetes, Xylariales, Xylariaceae. The record is from RefSeq and is a predicted model, not a curated record. The coding region runs from base 1 to 756 and encodes 251 amino acids. The transcript is spliced from 5 exons.
AUGGCCAGCUCCACCGUCGUCUUCAUCAGUGGUGCAGGAAGAGGCAUUGGGAGGAGCUUAGCGGAAGCUUAUCUCUCGCGCCCGAACCAUACCGUAGUGGGCAGCGUCCGUGACCCUACUAGCGCCAAUGCCCAGGAGAUCAAGGCCUUCCCUGCCGCCGAGGGCAGCCGGUUCCUGUUAGUCAAGAUCGAGAGCAGCUCCUUCUCGGACCCUGCCGCAGCCGUCAAGGAGGCCGAGGCUGCGGGCGUCGACCACAUCGACGUCCUCAUCGCCAACGCCGGCGGUGCCGGCGGCAGCAUCUCGCCCCUCGAUAAGGUCACCCCCCAGGACGUCACCGACGUGUUCAACAUCAACGCCCUCGGUCCCUUGGCGCUGUACCAGGCCGCGAAGCCCCUGCUGGACAAGUCCAAGGCUCCCAAGUUCCUAGGAAUCUCAAGUGCCGUUGGCUCUAUCGGGAAUAUGGAGAACUUCCGGGCGCACGUUGCGCCGGCUUAUGGUAUCGCUAAGGCGGGGUUGAAUUGGAUCUCCGUGGCCGCCCACAGCGGAAACAAGGAGUACAUCUCCUUCGUCGUGCAUCCCGGUCUCGUGCAGACCGACGGCGGCAACAGAGCCGCGAAGGGCAUGGGAUUACCCCAGGCACCGCACACCAAGAAGCAGAGCACUGACGCCAUCCUCGCUCUGCUUGAUAACGCCACCCGCGAGAAGACGUCCGGCAAGUUCUUCGAUGCUAUCGCCGGGACCGAGAUCCCGUGGUGA